Molecule: messenger RNA, 1778 nt
Organism: Lolium perenne
Lineage: Eukaryota; Viridiplantae; Streptophyta; Magnoliopsida; Poales; Poaceae
Source: RefSeq, a predicted model, not a curated record
CCGCCCGGCCUCGCGCGCGGGCCGCCGCGCCGCGCCUGGUCCGGCAACCUCCAGGUCGGCGCGCGCGAGCGGCUCGAGUCGCUCAAGCUCUCGUGCCGCUCCACCUCCGACCUCUCCUCCUUCCAGGGCCACGCCGCCGCCUCCGCGCCCACCUCCCCGCUCAACGCCAUCUCUGAACAAUUAUUGUACUGUAUGGGGAGGCCGCCGUGCUGCGAGCAGGCCGGGGUGAAGAAGGGGCCCUGGACGCCAGAGGAGGACCUCGUGCUCGUCUCCUACAUCCAGGACCACGGCCCGGGCAACUGGCGCGCCGUGCCCACCACCACCGGUCUCAUGCGUUGCAGCAAGAGCUGCCGCCUCCGGUGGACCAACUACCUCCGCCCCGGGAUCAAGCGCGGCAACUUCACCGACCAGGAGGAGAAGCUCAUCGUCCACCUCCAGGCACUCCUCGGCAACAGGUUUUCCCCCAUGAUCAGUGGGUCGCUGCUGAUUUGAUCCUGGUGAAGUGUGUUGGGCUAGGAGGGGGGCGGUGACAUUGAUGCUUACUUGAGGACAAAGAUCGCUUGAGAACGGAUAGAAGAGCUGAUGCAUGCAAGAUAAUAGUAGCUUGCCAAGGUGAGCCCAAUCUUCUUGGUUCUGUUACUAGCCGUUGCAAGAUUAUUAGCAUUGGUAUGACCAAUACACAUGAGGCAAAUACAAUGUAAGACUUCACACCAGACAAUUCCAUUGAUAAUUUCAGAGGACGGUUGAAGGAAGGUUCAGUUUACAUGUUUGAGAUGUUCAACGUGUGAUUCAUAUUUUCCGUCUCAUGUACAUGAGUUUGCUUCUUCGCUGGCGUGGUAUUAUGUGCUUUCGGAUUUACCAUCUGGUCUGCAUUGAGAUGGGCAUGAAUGCGUGAUGUUUGGGUCAAUUUCUAGUUGUCAACAGACGUUACCUGUGUGUUAUAGUAGUCUUUUAACUUUACCUGUGUGUUAUAGUAGUCUUUUAACUUUUAAACUUGUUGCAUGAUCUGGAUGCUAGUUAUUAAGUAGUCCCUGAAUUAUUUACUUUUGCUAAAUGAUUUCAAUGCUUGUUUCUAAAGAAAAUGAUCUGCAUCUAGUGUUUCAUUUCGUUACUGUUACACAUGUCCUACUCUAAAUAGACUAGGCCUUCCGUUUUAAGUUGACUUAAUUGCACAGUUCUGCCAGUCUACUACUAUACAAUCCAGUUUCAGUUCUUUUUGCUAUUUAAUUCCUUCUAUUGUAUUAUAUGCCAUCUAUAAUAAGCAGCAACUUGUUUUACAUUUCUUCUCUUUAUUUACAUAAGCUUGUGCUUUCAUUUCUAUACAUGCCUUCUGUAAUAAGCGUUACAGGACCUUCUUUUGAAUAUGACAUGAUGUGAAGUUAAUUGAAAAUUAACUUCUCAUCAUGUCAUAUUCAAACAGUGCAAUAGUAUAUAUAUAUUAACUCUCUGAUUGGUGUGUCUUGCUGUGCAGAAGAGUUUGCUGUGUACGUUCGUUGAUGCUUAUUUUACUUGGGUUGACCUGAAGCGUUGUUUCUGGGUGGUGUAGGAUGAGUUGCUGCGGAACAACCUGGAGGUGGGGAGCCUGAAGAUAACUCGUGCAACAUCAUUGUCUGGCAAGAUGCAUGCUGGAGAACCUGAAGACAACUCUAAUGAAUCUGUAGUACAAAUAUGAAUCUGUUGUCAGUGUCUUUCUUGUAUAUAUAUCUGAUUUGUGGAAAUAUUGUAAUAUAUUCAGUUACUGCUCUUAUAUGGAAGAUUUCAUCAUGUGUUGAUGUUUA